AUGUUUAGCUGGGUGACAAAAGUUGUACCCCAGCCUCCAGAGCCACCUGGGAAACUAGGUGAUGGAGAAAAUUCUGAUUCAGCUCCAGUCCCCGAGAAGAAACAACUGUUGAAAGAGGAAGAUGCACCCAAGUCUGCAAAUGCUAAAGGUGAAGAGGCUUCAGAGGAAAACAGCACUCAGAGUGGGGUUCUGACAUGGCUCUCUCAUGGAUUUGCCAGUGCUCUUCCCCAGCCUGCUGGCUCUCCCAGAAUUGGCAGAAAAAAUUCAUCUUUGGAACAGGAGGAAAGUGCAGUGAGCAACAGGCAGCAAAGUGGAGUGGUUGGCUGGAUUGUGCAGGGGUUAGGCAAGGUUGUUCCACAGCCUGAUGAGAAGUACAAACAACAGUGUGAACCAGAGGAGACUACUGAGCCUGCAGUGGUUCCAGAGGUUAAGGUGGAGCCUGUUGUGUGUGAGGUUAAAGAGAUGCCAGAUGCAGAGCCUCUUCCCCAUAUCCCUGUGGUAGAAGUGGUCUCUGAAGACGAGACUGAAGCAGACAAAAACAGGCCCUUCACCCCCAGUGUUAUGGAGUGGAUAAAGCACGGCUUUGAAAAAGUGGUUCCUCAGCCCGCAGACAUCCAUGUUCACGCACCUUCAAAUGCAGAGACUCCUGCAAAGAAGGAAGCUCCCUCCGCUGCAGAGACUCCUGCAAAGAAGGAGGUCCCUACAAGUACAGAACCUCCACCCAAAAGGGAGGCUCCUGCAGAACCUCCUCCCAAGGUUGAGCCCCCUCCCCCAGAGCCACCAAGCAAGGCUGAACAAAAUGUGAUCUCCCCACCAGCACCACCAAAGACAGAGGAGACUAAAGAAUCAAAUAUGGUUGGCUGGAUAAUCCAGGGAUUCAAUCGAAUAAUACCACAGCCUGUGCUAAAACCAAAGGAGGACACCUCAGAAGUACAAAACAUCUGCAUCUUACAGGACCCAGCAGACAUGGUGCUGGAGGAGGUGGAUUCUGACUGGGAGAACGAGCGGCAGCAGAAAGACCAGGGCUCAGAGCCUACACAGACUGAGGAGGUACAGGUGUCAGAGGAGCACGGCAUGCCUCAGAUCAUCCCCAACAUCAUGCCUGAUUCGUUAGCCAUAGAACAAGAAGACGCAGAAACCCAGACUGCUAGAUGGACACCCCUUAUGGAGAGCAUCAAGAAAGAGGCUGAGGAGGCUGCCAUGGCAACCAUGGAGGAGAGACUAGAACAGGAAAGAUUGGAGGCUGCACGCAUGGCAGAAGAUUUGGCAAGGCAGGCUGCUGAGCUUGCCAUCAAACAACUCGAGGAGGAGCAGACUGCACAGAGAACCUCUGAAAGCAAAGACGAGGAGAUUGACGAUGGAGAACAACUGCCCAAUAUCCAGGAGGAAGAGAAUGAAGAAGAUCCUGAGUUACAGAUGCUCUGUGAGAAGAGUGAGGAGGACAGUGGGGAGAUUAAGACCACUGAUGCUGAUGUGGAGAGGUCUCAGGUGGAUGCUUGCCCUGCUGAGGGUUUAUCUGGCCGCACCUCACCACCACUCGAUGAUAUGUCUCUCCCCAGAGAGCAGUCCUCUGAAGAGUCUGAGCCAGAGGCUUCGUCCACAGAGACAGAGCCAGAAAAGGAACCAGCUACUGAAGAUACAAAGAGAGAGUCCAUUAGUACAGUAUCUGCACCAGUUACCACUCAGCCAGAGACAACCAUCUCAGAGACAACUCCUGCUGUGAUCCAGGAAGACGAGGCUGUUGAAGGAGGGUGUGGAGCAUUGAAUGUGGGUGAUGGAGAGGUGGCAGGAGGUCCCACUGUUCCCCGGAUUAUCAUCCCUGAAGACACAGAUAGCACUGUCCCCGUUCACAGAAAAAUACCCAAGUCGAUGGAAGAGAUGGCAGCUGCUGCAGAAGAUGAGGGUGAACUAAAGCCCACCCUGAAAGCAUGGCCCAGUCAGACUAGCCUGCUAAGCACGGAUGAGUUACAGGAACGCCCUACGUCUGCAGCUAGCCAGACUAGCGUUGUGGUGAGCGAUCGUCUGCAGGAGCUGGUCAAGUUGUUUAAAGGACGAACAGAACGUAUCAAGGAGAGGCUUAUUGAUCCUGAUGAAUCUGAGGAGGAGAGCCCAUCUGCUUCUCCUGUCAAAAAGGCUGGUGGCCCUGCACCACCACCACCUCCACGACCCGAGGAGGAAAAAGAUGAAGCAGCUCCCAGUGUUGAAGAGGAAGAAGAAGUAAUUUAUGAGAUCUGGGGCUACCAGUUCAAAAUACCCAAGAUGCCCAAAAUGCCUAGCUGGCUUAAAGCUAUACUGGAGUAUCGCUUUCCAUCCAGCAUUGACCCAUUUACUGACCUCAUUUACGUGCUGUGGCUCUUCUUUGUGACUUGUGCGUGGAACUGGAAUGUGUGGCUGAUUCCAGUGCGCUGGGCAUUCCCCUACCAGACCUCAGAAAACAUCCAUCUGUGGCUACUUAUGGACUACUUGUGCGACGGCAUCUACAUCUUGGACAUCCUCGUCUUUCAGCCCAGACUGCAGUUUGUCAGAGGAGGAGAUAUUGUGUGUGACAAAAAGGACAUGAGAGAGCAUUAUAUGAAAACAGUACGUUUUAAGAUGGAUGUGAUCAGUUUAUUCCCCUUAGAUAUCCUCUACGUUUUCACUGGAGUUAAAUCUGUCCUGCGGUUCCCUCGUCUUCUCAAGUAUAUGGCUUUCUUUGAGUUCAAUGAUCGCCUGGAAGCUGUGAUGAGUAAGGCCUACAUUUACAGAGUGAUCAGAACCACAAUGUAUUUGCUGUAUUCUCUACACUGUAAUGCCUGCAUGUUUUAUUGGGGUUCUGAUUAUGAGGGUCUUGGCUCCACUAAGUGGGUCUACAACGGCAAAGGCAACAGUUAUAUUCGCUGCUACUACUUCGCUGUGAAGACCUUGAUCACUAUCGGUGGCCUGCCUGAUCCCACCACUGUCUUUGAAAUAGUCUUCCAACUGGUCAACUACUUUGUCGGUGUCUUCGCUUUCUCAAUUAUGAUUGGCCAGAUGAGAGAUGUGGUGGGAGCAGCAACUGCUGGUCAGACCUAUUACCGGGCCUGUAUGGACAGCACAAUUAAGUACAUGACAUCUUAUCGGAUCCCACGUGAAGUCCAGAACCGUGUCAAAACCUGGUAUGACUACACCUGGCAAUCCCAAGGCAUGUUAGACGAACAGGAGUUGCUUAUUCAGCUCCCAGAUAAGAUGCGUUUGGACAUUGCUGUGGAUGUAAACUACACCAUUGUCAGUAAAGUAGCCCUAUUCCAGGGUUGUGACAGGCAGAUGAUUUUUGACAUGCUGAAAAGGUUGAAGUCUGUGGUAUAUCUCCCAGGAGAUUAUGUGUGUAAAAAGGGUGAGAUUGGACGAGAAAUGUAUAUCAUCAAAGCAGGGGAAGUGCAGGUUGUGGGCGGUCCUGAUGGAAAUACUGUGUUUGUGACCCUGAGAGCAGGGUCUGUGUUUGGGGAAAUCAGUUUGUUAGCAGGGGGUGGAGGUAACAGGCGUACAGCUAACGUGCGAGCGCACGGUUUUGCUAACCUCUUCAUUCUGGAUAAAAAGGAUUUGGCCGAGAUCAUGGUGCACUACCCUGAGUCCCAGAAGCUUCUGCGCAAGAAGGCCAAGAAGAUGCUGACAAAGGAUAAGAAACCCGCGGAUGACAAGGAUGGCGCAAAAGAGCCGGAGCAGGUCAUUCCCACGCGCCCUGAGACGCCCAAGCUGUUCAAGGCUGCACUUCAGGUGGGCAGUGGGAGAACCAUUUCCAAGCUGAAGGAGACAUACAAAACCGGAAGUACACUAGAGCCUUCCCCGUCCGCAGGCCCCUCGACCCCUAUCCCUCCUCCAUCCCCAGUGCACCGGCGUUCUCCCAUACCACGGCCACUGGUGCAGGAUGACGAUGACAUGGUGUCUGAAACCACUGACAGCACCAUGAUCAUUCGCAUGACGCCCCGUCACCAUGGAGAGGAGAUUCUCUCUGUUGAGCUGGGACAUGGUGACGAAGAGCAGCAAGAAACUGGUACAGCUGAGAAGAAGAAAUAG
This is a messenger RNA of Chanos chanos (milkfish), 4032 nucleotides long. It is a transcript of the gene cngb1a, whose product is annotated as cyclic nucleotide gated channel subunit beta 1a. Gene Ontology annotation, biological process: retina homeostasis; monoatomic cation transmembrane transport. Bases 1 to 4032 code for a protein of 1343 amino acids. The transcript is spliced from 37 exons. Gene Ontology annotation, molecular function: intracellularly cAMP-activated cation channel activity; intracellularly cGMP-activated cation channel activity; protein-containing complex binding. Gene Ontology annotation, cellular component: plasma membrane; photoreceptor outer segment; intracellular cyclic nucleotide activated cation channel complex. NCBI's taxonomy places the organism in Eukaryota, Metazoa, Chordata, Actinopteri, Gonorynchiformes, Chanidae. The record is from RefSeq and is a predicted model, not a curated record.